UUGGUCUCUGCAUAGGGGUGUUAUGCAUUUCCUUCCAUGCCUUCUCCCUCUUCUUCAUCCUCCUUGCCAGUCCCCUUUGGAGGAGGAGGCGGAGACAUCAUUUGGGUGGCUGUUGCUGUGUCAUUUUUUUUGGUCAUCGGUCCCUCCCUGUUGUUUUCACUCUCUCUCUGUCCCAUCUCGGAGGGCUUGGUUGACAGACAGAUCAACAGACCGAAGUGGGAACACUCUUGCCAGUGUCAACUCAGGCCUUUUCCCCACGUUAUCUAAGCUCCGUGGACCAAGACGCUUUCAAAAAUUUGCCGAGGUUUGUGCUCCACACCAGCAGCGGCCAGAAAAAUGCUUCUGCAAGCUGACAACCAAUGUUGAAAGAAGGUGGCCACCUCUGGUGUUCUGUUCCAAGCGUCUGAUUCCCCCAGAAAUCCUCAGGUUUUAUCAUCUGUGGAGAACUCUAAAUAAGAGUGGGCAAUGGAUUACUCCACUGUGGGGGGUCAGGAUCCUGCCUCCCAAUAUUUGGAACCUUCCCAUUUACAACCUAAUGAUGACUCAGACCUCUUCUUUCCUGGUUCAGAGGAUGUUGAUUCUGGGGCCGUGCCCAUGUAUUUCUCUCGUAUGCCUGAAUCCUACAGACACUCUCCAGUGCGGCAAUUGUAUCCCAUUCUCAAUGGUUUGCAAUGGGUGGAUGGACACCCCUACAGCACAGCAGCUUGGGCCUCUAGCACCUCUGGAAAGCCCCACGCUGGGCUUCCGAUCUACACCUCAGCAACGUCCUCGUAUCAGACUCUCCAAGCCCCUUCCUCACCCAAGGACCUCACCCCCGACGACAAGGGGAGUCCCAGAUACCUGGAGAUGUUGAAGACAGAGCGGAUGAGCCCCACGCAUGCCGAACUGCUGCCAUUGGGAACUUCAACUGGUGCAGCCCAUACUGCUUAUGCUAUGGGGCAGGAGUAUGGAUACUUCCAGCCGGCUGGGAGCCCCCUGACAGCUGGGUAUUCCCCCAAAAUACGGGGGGCAGCACAACUCUCUCCUGCUGAGGCUCGAGAGUGUGUGAACUGCGGAGCCACAGCCACUCCACUGUGGCGGAGAGAUGGCACUGGCCACUACCUCUGUAAUGCCUGCGGUCUCUAUCACAAGAUGAAUGGGCAGAACAGGCCCCUCAUCCGGCCAAAGAAGCGCCUGAUUGUCAGCAAGCGAGCUGGAACCCAGUGCAGUAAUUGCCAAACGACAACCACCACCCUCUGGCGCCGCAACGUGAACGGAGAACCCGUAUGCAAUGCCUGCGGCCUCUAUUACAAGCUGCACAAUGUGAAUCGUCCCUUGGCAAUGCGCAAGGAUGGGAUCCAGACCCGGAACCGCAAGGUCUCUUCAGCCAAGUCCAAAAAGUGCAAGGGAAAUUCUGGGAAUGCUGCAAUAGCCACCCCUACCCCCUUGGAGAUGAUGCCACCUCCUCUGAUGGGGGAUGAAACUGCUGCCCUCUAUACUCUCAGCCCCAUGAUGCUGCCAGGACAUUUGCUCCCUUUUGGAUCCAAUCCACACCUUCUAGGAAGUCUGCAAGGCUAUCCUCCACAGGCUUCUCCUGCCCCUCAUGGCUCCCCUGGGGUUGUCUCUGCACUGGGGUAACCUAUAACCACACAACACCCACAUCAUUCAUGUACAGUGACUCUGGGACGAUAAGCAAGGAGGGUGCAUCUCUCCACUGAUCAUUUUUUUUGGAGCAACCACAGUUGCUUGCAGCAUGGGCCCCUUGGAAAGACAGAAAAUAAUAACAACGGGAAGGCGCCCUGAUCCCUCAGCUCUUCAGAGAAGACAGAGAUAUAUACUAUGGGGCAGUUCCCUCAAGCAGUGGAUGAGGUGGUGAUGAGGUGGUGGGGUCAAGCUCUUUCCAGACUGACUGUGUCACUUCAGAUUGUAGGUGAGGGACUGUGUGGUUGGAUGCCAUGGGGAAAUGCGUUGGCUGCCCGUACAAAGCUAGCAUGUAACGGAACAUUGGGAAGCUGCCUUGUAUUGUGUCAGACCAUUGGUCCAUCUAGCUCAGUAUUGUCUACACUGACUGGCAGCGGCUCUCCUGGAUUUCAGGCAGGCAUCUUUUCUGGCCCUACUUGGAGAUGUCAGGGAUUGAACCUGGAACCUUCAGCAUGCAAGGCAGAUGUUCCACCACUAAGUUAUGAGGAAAUGACUAAACCACAGCCCCUUCUCUCUGACAUCUAGUUUCCUAGGCGUGUUGUGCAGUUCCUCCACCUGCUGCCCAAAGUGGUGCAGUUUUGCCACCUUAUCACACCACCUCAUCUGCUAGGCCAUGGACAGAGGCGAGCUACCCAUUCCUCCCCCCAUCUGUAAAUAACCUCUGUCCAGCUAUCCCCACAUAUUCUCUUUCUUGCCUAUUCGGCUAACCACCCACAGCUCAUCGUGGACUAUUUGCAUCUGUUUGUCUGACCUUACAACUGUGUGUCCCCUGAGACAUCAUUCACACAAGCACUCUGCCUGUGUCCUGAUGCUUCCCCCACACCUUGGAUUGCAUGGCAACACGUUCAUCAUAAGCAUCCCUGCCUGCACACCUCCACACAUGCACACAGGUGAAUUGGUGUAAGCAAACCCCAUGAUUUUUGCACAGUACCGUCCAUCCCAUCGUAGGGAAGCAGUGUAAAUGCAAAAAUUCUAGUUUGAUGCUUGUGAGAUUGUGUCUCCAUUAACCCUGUUUGCCACAUGUGGUAAACUAGCCCUGCCUUUUUCUAUCAAUCAGUCACCAAGCAUGGUUCACACUUGCACCCCAUCUGCACUAUACAUUUAAAGCGGUAUCAUACCACUUUAAAUAGUUGUGGCUUCCCCCAAGGAAUCCUGGGAACUGCAGUUUGUGAAGGGCACUGAGAGUUGUUAGGAGACCCCUAUUUGCCUUACAGAACUACCAUUCCCAGAGUUCCCUGGGAAGAGGGACUGAUUGUUAAACCACUCUUGAGAAUUGUGGCUCCCCCACAGGCUCACUUGCAAGGACUGUCUCUCUCUCUCCCCCCCCCAAUUAUGUACUUCAGCAGUUUUUUACCCAGGCAAGCCAAGGCACUGGCAAAGGGUUCUUUAACAUCCCACCCCACCCCACCCCACCCCACCCCACUGUGUAUAUCAGCAGAGAUUGUGGCAGACGUCUUCCCAUAUACAUCUCAGUGGCUCACUCCCAUUUGCUUGUUAUGGGGUAUGGAGUUUUGGUUUUGAACACCUUUGCCUUGGGGAGCACUCAAUCAUGCUAUCCCCAUCUGCAGUCUGAAGUGGUUUGGUCUAGCAAAAAACUUUACUGCUUGUUUCUGCUGUCUGACUAAACUGGCCCGUCAAAAAAAAAAGUUGCAGAGCAGGCCAGUUUGUAUAUGUUCUGUAGUGGGGUGAGCUGUCCUCUAUGAUCAAUUAAAAACCAGGGACAGGAUCCAGCAAUGUAUUUAAAUUUUCAAAGCAAGCAUGCAUACUCAGGAUCUCUUAACAGUUAAGGCAUUAUUUAUAUGUAUUAUUACAUGCUCCAUUUGUAACCCACUUAUCCCCACAAGGCAUAUCCCAGGCAGAUUCAUGUUUGAUGGAAACAGAGUAUGCUCUCUUGCUCAAAACAUAAGAGGUGCCUUGCUGAAUCAGAUCAGAGUCCAUCUGGUCUACCAUUAUUUGCAAGAAUUCCAGCUGUCAGCAGGCACUAGUUCAGAGGUGAGGAAUCUGUGGCCUUCUGGAUGUUGUUGGACUGCAGCUCCCACCAGCUCAGCCAGCAUGGCCAAUGGCCGGGUGUGUGUGAUAGGAGUUGGAGUCCAACAAUACCUGGAGGUCUAUAGACUUCCCAUCCCUGCACUAGGUGGUCCACCUGAUACUGUCCAGUGAUCUGCCAGUGGACUGUCUUCUGCCUAAUCCUGUACUAUACUAGUAUCUCCCCAUUCAUCUAUCUUAUAAUGCUGGGAUGGUCAACCUGUGGCCCUCCUGAUGUUGUUGGACUCCCGUUGCCAUAGUCCCCAGCCAGCGUGGCCAAUGGUUAGGGAUGAUGGGAGUUGUAGUCCACCAACUUCUGGAGGGUGAUAGGUUCCCCAGCCCUGUUAUAAUGGAUGUUAAAGGAUUCAUCUGCUCCCUCUCCCAUUCAUGUACUUGCUAUUCCAUCACAAUCAUAAUCCAUCCCAAAAUAUACUUGCCCAAAUCCACUUCUCUGUACAUCUCAUAACCCUCUCCUUAAAUGGGUAUUGUCACUCCCAACUCUGAAGCACCACAACACAAGAGAGAAGAGGAGGUGAUCUAGCGGAGAUAAUGCACCCUGUUUACUUUGGUCUCUUUGCUGGCUUUGUAAAUUUGCCACUUGGCUUCCAUUGAUGCCUUGCUAUCUGGGGACUGAAAUUUGUUUCAAAGCUGCUGAGGGAAAAAAUAUACCACUGUGUGUUAACAACAGAGGGGUGAGAGUUAGCUUUGUCUUUUGCAGGUCCCACCAAGCUCGGGCUGCUUUGGAAGAGCUUCUGCGGUGGAGUGCCAGCUUUCUCAAAUGCCUUCUGAAGUAUUUUGUGAAAUUAAAAGCAUGAUUUGAAUAAUGUCUCAUGAAGACAGGGUUUUCUCCUAGGAUUCCAAGAUAUUUUGGUGCCCAAGGCAGAAAAUCCAAGGAUAGAAAACCAACCACGGCCAGCCCUACCAUUAGGCAGGCAGAGUGAGGUGACUCUACCAGGUGGCUAGUUCUGGGCUUGCGUACACACUAACCUCACUGUAGCACAAAAUUUUUUUUUUUUCAAUCCAGAAUUGUUCAUGCUUAUCCUCAAAUGCUGCUUUCAAUCUACAUUAAUUCUAGAUCCUGCUAUCCACAAGGUUACUUUAUACUUAUUUGAAAACUCUCCCCUUGAUUAGGUUGUCCUUGCCUUUUCCUUCCUGCAUGUGCCCCAGGUGAAUUAAGUGGUGAUUGCGAUCUUGGUAGACAUCAACCCAGAACAUCAUUGGGCCUGUAUGGAUACCCCCCCCCGCCUGGAUCACCCACAACUGUUUUCAAAUUGACACACUGCGGAGUAAUACAGAAUCAAUCUGCAAUGAGCUUUUAUUUUUGGAAUGAAACCAGCUUCUCAAGAAGUGCUUUCCAGGGGCAAAACAUAUGCAAUAGAUCUAGAUUGUGUGUGGACUACAAUCCAGGGAUGCGGAGUCGGAGUCGGAAGCAAUUUUGGGUGGAGUCGGAGUCGGUAGAAAUGUACCGACUCCGACUUCAAAAUAAAUUUUGACUGACAAAUUUUUUAAAAUAUAAAUUCAAAAUGUCAAAGAAGCUUCCCAUGAAGUCAGCUAUAGUUGAGCAUUUCACCAUAACUCAAUACGGAAAACAUUUUGUGUGUCAGUGUAUGACACAGGACCCAGAUGAAGACAAAUGCUGUGAUGCCAAGAUCAGCUCAUAUUCAGGCAGUGAUAAAAAUGCUCCUAUGAGAGCUUCCAAUUUAAAAAGACAUUUACAGCCCUUUCCAGGGCUGUGGAGUCAGAAGCAAUUUUGGGUGGAGUCGGAGUUGGAGUCGGACAGUAGAAAAAUAGAGGAGGUGGAGUUGAAGGUUUGGCUUUCCAACUCCACAGCCCUGCUACAAUCCAUACCCAAGUACUCCAUUGAUUCUAGAAUAAAAUAUUGUGUGUACGCAGCCCACGUGCCAUGAAUGUGUAUAAAACUGGGAGAUGAUGAUGAUACUAAUUAAUAUUUUUAUUACACUUGCUGAAUUUUCUAUUGCAGGUACCAAAAUAAUUCAGCCAAACUUGGGCACCACUAUGCACUUGAGUUUUUGGGGUAAGGGGUGCCUUUGGCCUCAGGCAGCACCAUGUGUUGGGCCAGCCCCUGGCUUCAUCAAACAAGCCAGUUAACAUGGGACGCAAUCCAGAGGAUAGUUAGCUUAACACAGGACUCACUGAAAGGAACAGAAGCUGCACAAGAGUAUGAUUGCCUCAUCUUGCCUCCUCAUAGGACCACCUCUGGAUCAUGAUGGGCACUCUCUUUAUUGAGAUGUAUUAUCCCUGGUAAAAAUGGGGAGAAAAAACAUGUCCAGCUACAAUAAGACUGUACAAUCUCCAGGCUAAAUGCAGUCCACCAAGGCUCAACAAACAUUGAUUCUGCUGCGCUCCUAGGGCUGCAACAGCAGGAGGAGGUUGCCAAGCAGACCACAUAUAAUACAUACCCACAAUAGGCUGAGCACCCUGGACAGCUCCUUGAAAGUUCCGACUAAAACCUGGAGUGGAUUCCACUGCCUCACUGACAUGGUAUGGUAUGGUGGGUCACAGCACAUGCUGAUUUAAAAUCAAGGGUAGAUAAUGCCCAUAAUUUAAUUCAGUGUUGAGAAAGAAUCCAGACAUCCAGGCUUCCACAGCUGAAUCAUCAACAUCAGGGACAGGGAAUCCCUUUCCUGUUCACAUCUCCAUUACCUUGGGAACUUGUCUGGGUCUGUAUUCCAGCAGUCGGUGUGAACAGAGCCAAAAGUGGGUGGGGCCAGGCAAAUUCUCACACACACCUCCUUUACUUCCAAGGGUAGUACCAAGACCAGGUGUGGGAAACCUUUGGCCCCCCGGAUGUUACUGAACUACAGUUCCCAUCAUCCCUGUGGUCAUGCUUGCUGAGGCUGAUGGGAGUUGUCAUUCAGCAACAUAUGGAGGGCCAAAGGUUUCCCACGCCUAGACCUAUUCUCUAUACCAGUGGUUCCCAAACUUUGUUUCCCACGAUCCACUUGAAAACUGCUGAGGAUCUUGGUAGACCACUGAAUCAUUUUUCUGCCUCUUAUAGUAAUGUGGUGCGCUAUGCUAGAUUCUGUAUGAUUGUAACUGUGUUUAAAUUGCUUCUUUUAUGUUCUAUAUUGUAUUUUAUUGCAUUACGAUUUGCAUUCCACAGAAUUCAAACUGUAAUACAAUUAAAAAAAAAGAAAUAAAAGAAAAUAAAUAUAGGAAAUAAAAGAAGCAAUUAAAAUACAAUUAACAUCAAUAUUGUCAUGCCUCCCUCAGAGGACUCAACAGAGGAUGCAGGAGACCUCAGGCCCAGGGGAAGGGAUGAGCAGAGAGGCAGCUCAAGACUCUGGUUGUAAACACCUGGCCUCAGACACUGAGCUUAAAAGGCUGUGAGUGGCUUGGGCUCUUGGUGGACCUCCAUGUCAGAUCAUUGUCAGCCCUGCUUGUGAUCCUGUGCCUUCGACCUUGCCCUGCCUGUUUGGACCUUCAGUAUCUUGACUCUGGACUGCCCCCAAGAAGUUGUCUGUUCUGUACUCUUUCGGCUCUGCCCACCCGGUACCCACACUUGCUGCAUUUGCUGGCCUCUCCUCUUCAACUCAAGCCUGACAGAUUUAUGGCCCGGUUGCUGGCCAUUAUCUGCAGCUAUAAAUUAUUUCAGCUUGGUUGGCAGAGACCAACAAAUAUGAAAAUACAAUGUGAUAGAUGUGUGUCUUCAACCACAAAUCCACAGACACACUGUGGACCACCUAAAUGAAGCUUCUGGACCACUGGUGGUUUGCGGACCACAAUUUGGGAACCCCUGCUCUAUACUUGUUUAUACUGGUCUGUGCUGACUAUGAUCCACAGAGAACCUGCUGGAUAUGGUCCACAACAGUUUUCUUCCGCAUUCCCCCCUCCCACGCCAGCAAUGUGGCUCUGGCUCAGCCCUGGAACCUCUUUUGAAUGCAAUGAGGCAUGAAAUGUAAUAUGAAAGAGUUCUCUGAGCAUGUGCUGAGUGUCUUCAUUUCAGUCACUGAUUAACCAUGGACACAUGUGUUGAUUGCUUUAUG
Messenger RNA from Rhineura floridana, 7712 nucleotides. It is a transcript of the gene GATA1, whose product is annotated as GATA binding protein 1. Gene Ontology annotation, cellular component: nucleus. Gene Ontology annotation, biological process: cell fate commitment; negative regulation of transcription by RNA polymerase II; positive regulation of transcription by RNA polymerase II. Gene Ontology annotation, molecular function: zinc ion binding; DNA-binding transcription factor activity, RNA polymerase II-specific; RNA polymerase II cis-regulatory region sequence-specific DNA binding. NCBI's taxonomy places the organism in Eukaryota, Metazoa, Chordata, Lepidosauria, Squamata, Rhineuridae. The record is from RefSeq and is a predicted model, not a curated record. Bases 466 to 1617 code for a protein of 383 amino acids. The transcript has 7 exons.